This is a messenger RNA of Pseudopipra pipra, 1224 nucleotides long. RefSeq names its product nuclear receptor-binding protein 2-like. The annotation marks the transcript as partial. Gene Ontology annotation, cellular component: endomembrane system; cytoplasm. Lineage: Eukaryota; Metazoa; Chordata; Aves; Passeriformes; Pipridae. The transcript has 7 exons. Gene Ontology annotation, biological process: protein phosphorylation; intracellular signal transduction. Gene Ontology annotation, molecular function: ATP binding; protein serine/threonine kinase activity. The record is from RefSeq and is a predicted model, not a curated record.
CAAACCAGUCACAUAAACCAGUGACACAAACCAGUGACACAAACCAGUCACAUAAACCAGUCACACAAACCAGUCACAUAAACCAGUGAGACAAACCAGUGAGACAAACCAGUCAGACAAACCAGUGACACAAACCAGUGACACAAACCAGUCACAGAAACCAGUCACCCAAACCAGUCACCCAAACCAGUCAGACAAACCAGCCACACAAACCAGUCACAUAAACCAGUGACACAAACCAGCCACACAAACCAGUCACAUAAACCAGUCACAUAAACCAGUCACCCAAACCAGUCACAUAAACCAGUCCCACAAACCAGUCCCACAAACCAGUCCCACAAACCAGUGACACAAACCAGCCACACAAACCAGUCACAUAAACCAGUCACAUAAACCAGUCACCCAAACCAGUCACAUAAACCAGUCCCACAAACCAGUCCCACAAACCAGUCCCACAAACCAGUCAGGGCUGUGCCGUGAGCUGCUCUUGUGCCACCUAAGGGUAAAACAGAAACGGGUUUUGCUCUGUGGGUUGCCCGUGGGGCAGGGGGUGCCGUCCCAUCCUGGGGUCCCCCCAGACCACCCCCGUCCCCCCAGCACGUCCCUGGGGGGUCUCCCCCCCUCCCUGCCCGCAGGUGAACCAGGGGAACAUGCCGGGCAUCCAGAGCACCUUCCUGGCCAUGGACACGGAGGAGGGGGUGGAGGUGGUGUGGAACGAGCUGCUCUUCACCGACAAGAAGGCCUUCAAAGCACACGAGGAGAAGAUCAAGACCAUGUUCGAGCAGCUGGUGCUGGUGGAUCACCCCAACAUCGUCAAGCUGCACAAGUACUGGCUGGACGUGAAGGACUCCAAGGCACGGGUGAUCUUCAUCACGGAGUACGUGUCCUCGGGGAGCCUCAAGCAGUUCCUGAAGAAAACCAAGAAGAACCACAAGGCCAUGAACGCCCGGGCCUGGAAGCGCUGGUGCACCCAGAUCCUCUCGGCUCUCAGCUUCCUGCACUCCUGCGAGCCCCCCAUCAUCCACGGCAACCUGACCAGCGACACCAUCUUCAUCCAGCACAACGGGCUCAUCAAGAUCGGCUCGGUUUGGCACCGGGGUGUUUGCCAACGCCCUCCCGGACGACCUGAGGAGCCCCAUGAGGAUCGAGAGGGAGGGAGCUGCGGAACCUGCACUUCUUCCCCCCGGAGUACGGCCGUGAGUGGGGGGGGAAACACGGCCGGGA